AUGGGUCCAGGCUGCAGCAUCAUUAAUCAGCAGCUGCAAAGCAACAGACAGGAUAUGAUGUCAGGUGACAUCCUCCCUGGUCCCUGGGAGGAUGCCAUGGUGUGUUCAGCUACAGCUAACUCUGGUGCAGCUACAGCUAACUCUGGUGCCGCUACAGCUAACUCUGGUACCGCUACAGCUGUCUCUGGUGCCUCUAAAGCUAACUCUGAUGCCACUAACUCUGGUGCCUCUACAGCUAACUCUGGUGCAGCUACAGCUAACUCUGGUGCCGCUACAACUAACUCUGGUGCAGCUACAGCUAACUCUGGUGCCGCUACAACUAACUCUGGUGCAGCUACAGCUAACUCUGGUGCAGCUACAGCUAACUCUGGUGCAGCUACAGCUAACUCUGGUUUAGCUACAGCUAACUGUGGUCCUUCUACAGCUAACUCUGGUGCAGCUACAGCUAACUCUGGUGCCUCUACAGCUAACUCUGGUACCGCUGCAGCUGUCUCUGGUGCCUCUAAAGCUAACUCUGAUGCCGCUAACUCUGGUGCCUCUACAGCUAACUCUGGUGCAGCUACAGCUAACUCUGGUGCCGCUACAACUAACUCUGGUGCAGCUACAGCUAACUCUGGUGCCGCUACAACUAACUCUGGUGCAGCUACAGCUAACUCUGGUGCAGCUACAGCUAACUCUGGUGCAGCUACAGCUAACUCUGGUUUAGCUACAGCUAACUGUGGUCCUUCUACAGCUAACUCUGGUGCAGCUACAGCUGUCUCUGGUGCCUCUAAAGCUAACUCUGAUGCCACUAACUCUGGUGCCUCUACAGCUAACUCUGGUGCCUCUACAGCUAACUCUGGUGCAGCUACAGCUAACUCUGGUGCAGCUACAGCUAACUCUGGUGCAGCUACAGCUAACUCUGGUGCAGCUACACCUAACUCUGGUGCCGCUACAGCUGUCUCUGGUGCCUCUAAAGCUAACUCUGGUGCCACAAACUCUGGUGUCUCUACAGCUAACUCUGGUUCCUCUACAGCUAACUCUGGUGCCACCAACUCUGGUGCCUCUACAGCUAAAUCUGGUGCCACUAACUCUGGUGCUGCUACAGCUAUCUCUGGUGCCUCUACAGCUAACUCUGGUGCCUCUACACCCUCCUCUGGUUCCACUAACUCUGGUGCCUCUACAGCUAACUCUGAUGCUUCUACAACUAACUCUUGUGCCUCUACAGCUAAAUCUGGUGCCACUAACUCUGGUGCCGCGAUCUCUGGUGCUUCUACAGCUAACUCUGCUAACUCUGGUGCCUCUACACCUCACUCUGGUGCCACUAACGCUGAUGCCUCUACAGCUAACUCUGGUGCCUCUACGCCUCACUCUGGUGCCACUAACUCUGGUGCCACUACAGCUAACUCUGGUGCCGCUACAGCUAACUCUGGUGCAGCUACAGCUAACUCUGGUGCAGCUACAGCUAACUCUGGUGCAGCUACAGCUAACUCUGGUGCAGCUACAGCUAACUCUGGUUUAGCUACAGCUAACUCUUCUGCCUCUACAGCUAACUCUUCUGCCUCUACAGCUAACUCUGGUGCCUCUACAGCUAUCUCUGGUGCCUCUACAGCUAACUCUGAUACCUCUACACCUCACUCUGCUAACUCUGGUGCCGCUAACUCUGGUGUCUCUACAGCUAACUCUGGUGCCGCUAACUCCGGUGCCUCUACAGCUAACUCUUCUGCCUCUACAGCUAACUCUUGUGCCUCUACAGCUAAUUCUGAUGCCGCUAACUCUGGUGCCUCUACAGCUAACUAUGAUGCCUCUACAGCUAAAUCUGGUGCCACUAACUCUGGUGCUGCUACAGCUAUCUCUGGUGCCUCUACAGCUAACUCUGAUACCUCUACACCUCACUCUGGUGCCACUAACUCUGCUAACUCUUGUGCCUCUACAGCUAACUCUGGUGCCGCUAACUCCGGUGCCUCUACAGCUAAAUCUGAUGCCUCUACAGCUAACUCUUGUGCCUCUACAGCUAACUCUGGUGCUGCUAACUCUGGUGCCUCUACAGCUAACUCUGAUGCCUCUACAGCUAAAUCUGGUGCCACUAACUCUGGUGCUGCUACAGCUAUCUCUGGUGCCUCCACUGCUAACUCUGGUGCCUCUACACCUCACUCUGGUGCCACUAACUCUGGUGCCGCUACAGCUAACUCUGGUGCCGCUACAGCUAACUCUGAUGCCGCUACAGCUAACUCUGAUGCCGCUAUCACUGCUAACUCUGGUGCCUAUACAGCAAACUCUGGUGCCUAUACAGCUAACUCUGGUGCCUCUACAGCUAACUCGGGUGCCUCUACAGCUAACUCUGGUGCCUCUACAGCUAAUUUUGGUGCCUAUACAGCUAACUCUGAUGCCGCUAACUCUGGUGCCUCUACAGCUAACUGUGGUGCCUCUACAGCUAACUUUGGUGCUGCUACAACUAACUCUGUUGUCACUAACUCUGGUGUCUCUACAGCUAACUCUGGUGCCGCUAACUCUGGUGCCUCUACAGCUAGCUCUGAUGCCUCUACAGCUAACUCUUGUGCCUGUACAGCUAACUCUUGUGCCUCUACAGCUAACUCUGGUGCCGCUAACUCUGGUGCCUCUACAGCUAAAUCUGAUGCCACUAACUCUGGUGCUGCUACAGCUAUCUCUGGUACCUCUACAGCUAACUCUGAUGCCUCUACAGCUAACUCUUGUGCCUCUACAGCUAAAUCUGGUGCCACUAACUCUGGUGCUGCUACAGCUAUCUCUGGUGCCUCUACUGCUAACUCUGGUGCCUCUACACCUCACUCUGGUGCCACUAACUCUGCUAACUCUUCUGCCUCUAAAGCUAACUCUGGUGCCUCUACAGCUAACUCUUCUGCCUCUACAGCUAACUCUGGUGCCUCUACAGCUAAUGUUGGUGCCUCUACAGCUAACUCUGGUGCCACUAACUCUGGUGCCUCUACAGCUAACUCUUCUGCCUCUACAGCUAACUCUGGUGCCUCUACAGCUAACUUUUGUGCCUCUACAGCUAACUCUUGUGCCUCUACAGCUAACUCUGCUAAAUCUGGUGCCACUAACUCUGGUGCUGCUACAGCUAUCUCUGGUGCCUCUACAGCUAACUCUGGUGCCUCUACAGCUAACUCGGGUGCCUCUACAGCUAACUCUGGUGCCUCUACAGCUAAUUUUGGUGCCUAUACAGCUAACUCUGAUGCCGCUAACUCUGGUGCCUCUACAGCUAACUGUGGUGCCUCUACAGCUAACUUUGGUGCUGCUACAACUAACUCUGUUGUCACUAACUCUGGUGUCUCUACAGCUAACUCUAGUGCCGCUAACUCUGGUGCCUCUACAGCUAACUCUGGUGCCGCUAACUCUGGUGCCUCUACAGCUAAAUCUGAUGCCACUAACUCUGGUGCUGCUACAGCUAUCUCUGGUGCCUCUACAGCUAACUCUGAUGCCUCUACAGCUAACUCUGAUGCCUCUACAGCUAACUCUUGUGCCUCUACAGCUAAAUCUGGUGCCACUAACUCUGGUGCUGCUACAGCUAUCUCUGGUACCUCUACUGCUAACUCUGGUGCCUCUACACCUCACUCUGGUGCCACUAACUCUGCUAACUCUUCUGCCUCUACAGAUAACUCUGGUGCCUCUACAGCUAACGUUGGUGCCUCUACAGCUAACUCUGGUGCCACUAACUCUGCUAACUCUUCUGCCUCUAAAGCUAACUCUGGUGCCUCUACAGCUAACUCUUCUGCCUCUACAGCUAACUCUGGUGCCUCUACAGCUAAUGUUGGUGCCUCUACAGCUAACUCUGGUGCCACUAACUCUGGUGCCUCUACAGCUAACUCUUCUGCCUCUACAGCUAAUUCUGGUUUCUCUACAGCUAACUCUUCUGCCUCUACAGCUAACUCUGGUGCCUCUACAGCUAACUUUUCUAAAUCUGGUGCCACUAACUCUGGUGCUGCUACAGCUAUCUCUGGUGCCUCUACAGCUAACGUUGGUGCCUCUACAGCUAACUCUGGUGCCACUCACUCUGCUAACUCUUCUGCCUCUACAGCUAACUCUGGUGCCUCUACAGCUAACUCUGGUGUCUCUACAGCUAACUCUGGUGUCUCUACAGCGAACUCUGGUGUCUCUACAGCUAACUCUGGUGCCUCUACAGCUAACUAUGGUGCCUCUACAGCUAACUCUGGUGCCUAUACAGCUAACUCUGGUGCCUAUACAGCUAACUUUGGUGCCUCUACAGCUAACUUUGGUGCCGCUACAACUAACUCUGGUUCCCCAUAUCAUCAAGUCCUUCGCAUUGUGUUAAUCCAACCCUUGGGUUAGUAAAUGUGAUUAAUACGUUGCAGAGUGUAUAAAUCAAAAUAUUAGGCACCACAUCGCUCACACUCUCCCAGAUGUAGAGUUCCUCCACUUAAGCAGAUACUAGCUGGACACCAAAGGGUUUUUAAUCAUUGGUAAUUGAAGACCCUGCUGGGAGCAAAUGAGCCUGACAGCAGGGACAGCAGAGUCUCUUGCCAUUUGCUCUCUCUGGCUGUACAUAUUCACUGCAGCACCGCCCGCCACUCUGUGUACACACACACACACACACACACACACACACACACACACACACACACACACACACACACACACACACACACACACACACACACACACAUACAGCUCUCGUCUGUCUCCUUCCUGCUCUCACUAACACUUCCGGGUCCUAAAAAGCAGAAAGAUAUCGC
Molecule: messenger RNA, 4709 nt
Organism: Oncorhynchus mykiss (rainbow trout)
Lineage: Eukaryota; Metazoa; Chordata; Actinopteri; Salmoniformes; Salmonidae
Source: RefSeq, a predicted model, not a curated record